AUGGGUAGUGUCUUGGAUAAAAACUCCUCGCUGGUGAGAAAACGGGUCGAAAAUCAUACCUUCGCCGACGAGGACGGUGAAGAGUACGAGGCCAGCAAGUUCCACGGCUUCGGAGACUACUUUCGGCGAAAGAAGACCAAACUCCAAAACCUCGACGCUGAGACGCGCGCUGCGUCCGACAAACCCUCGAUCUUCAAGGGCAUCGUCGCCCAUGUCACCGGCUACACGCAGCCUCCCCUUCACAUACUCCAUCGCGAAAUCGCCCAACAUGGAGGCGGCUUCCUCCAAUACCUCGACUCGAAAACCAUGGCUACGCACAUCAUUGCGUCGACGCUGCCUCCAAAGAAGACGGUUGACUUUAGUCGGUACAGGAUCGUCAAGCCCGCGUGGAUCAUGGAUUCGGUGCAGGCCGGAAAGCUGCUGCCGUGGACCGACUAUCGGGUUCUGGACGAGGGCCCGAGGCAGAAAGUGUUGAAGCUCGAUGGCGGCAAGACCCUCACGCAGACUAGCCCACAGGCAAGACGGGGAUACAGAGAACAGACUGACAGCAGCUUCUAUACGAGCCAGAUCAAGGCGCAAACAUCCACGUUUCCCAGCCAAGUUGAUUCACCAAAAGCUCCGGGAGCUGACAGCACAGCUGACGAACCCGCUGAGCCGCCUGUGGAUUCCAGGCUCGACACUCCGGCGAUUGAUGCAGUUUCCGAUGGAGACCCCCCCAACAACAUGACAUCUGAGCAACACAACUCGUGGCUGCUGUCGGAUCCGCGCUUGCGAAAGUCGUCGACGGCAAACCCCGAUUUUCUCAAGCAAUACUACUCGGAAAGCCGACUGCACCAUCUUUCGACAUGGAAGGCCAGCUUAAAGGCGUCGAUGCAACGGCUGGCGGCCGACAAGGGCCUCUCUCAGAAGAAACCUAGGAAACGACCCGGGGCGAGAAGAUAUGUCAUGCAUGUCGACUUUGACAGCUUCUUCUGCGCCGUCUCCCUGAAGCGCCACCCAGAAUUUGUGGACAAGCCGUCGGUCGUGGCGCAUGGAUCGGGCCCUGGAUCCGAGAUUGCGAGCUGCAAUUAUCCUGCGCGCAAAUUUGGCGUCAAGAAUGGCAUGUGGAUGAAGCGCGCCCUGGAGCUGUGCGCUGAUCUCAAAGUCUUGCCUUAUGACUUUCCCGCGUACGAGGAGGCCAGCCGGCUGUUCUACGAGUCUAUCCUGUCCGUGGGCGGGGUUGUCCAAAGCGUAAGCGUGGACGAAGCCUUGAUUGACGCAACCGCCGUCGUCUUGUCCAUGUCGGGUUCCCAGGGUGUGGGGAUCGAUGAGGGUAGCGUCUGGCGAGAGCAGGAAAAGGCGGAUGAGAUCGCGCGUACCCUGCGAGAGCAAAUCAAGGCAAAGACAGGCUGUGCGGUGUCCAUCGGCAUUGGCGGCAACAUUCUCCAAGCCAAGAUUGCUUUGAGGAAAGGCAAACCAGCAGGUCAGUUUCAGCUGAAGCCCGAAGACGUCCUCGACGUUAUUGGGGGCUUGAAAGUCGAGGAACUGCCGGGCGUGUCUUACAGCAUUGGCGGGAAGCUGGAGGAACUGGGCAUCAAAUAUGUCAAGGAUAUCCGAGACCUAUCGAGAGAACGCCUCGCAUCGGCCCUUGGGCCCAAGACUGGUGAGAAGCUCGCAGACUAUUCUCGAGGAAUCGACGGCACCGAGGUCGGGGAGCAACCGCCUCGAAAGUCAGUGUCGGCAGAGGUCAACUGGGGCAUCCGCUUCCUCAACCAGCAGGAAGCCGAGGAGUUUGUCUACAACCUGUGCAAAGAGCUGGAAAAGCGGUUGUUGGGCGAGCAGGUCAAAGGGAAGCACCUCACCAUGAAGAUCAUGAGGAGAUCCCUCGACGCACCGCUCGACCCUGCCAAGCACCUGGGGCACGGCAAAUGCGACACCUUCAACAAGAGUGCGGCAUUCGGGGUUGCCACGCACAACUACGAGAUCAUUGGCAAGGAAGCCGUCUCCAUCCUACGGUCGUACAAGUUCAGCCCGGGAGACUUGCGAGGCCUCGGGGUUCAGAUGACCAAGCUUGAACCCAUCAAGGCAAAUCCUAGCGCACCAGAAGGGAGCCAGCGAGUCUUGCCGUUUGCUGCCUUUGCAGGGCCAUCGUCGGCGAAGAAGCAAUCCAGCAGGGCCGAGCCGAUUGACGAUGUCGAGAGCCCGCAGAAACAGAGGAGCUCCGAAAGCCGCGACAUCGGCAAGGAUCCCAUCGCCGAGGACCCUAUAACGCCUCGAAAGCCCAAGUUUCAUCCGGCAAUGGCCUUGUCGAGAGCCGCGGAAGGGGACGCAAAGGCCAACACGCCGCUGAACGUGUCGGGUACCCAGUUCAUCGUUCCCAGCAAUGCGGAUCCCGCUGUCCUCGCAGAGCUGCCGUACGACAUACGGAGCAGGCUCAUGGCCCAGCCGCCAAAGGCUAGCCCCGCGAGGCGGGAACCGCGGUCCGAGAGCCCCUUUUCUGCCGAAGAGCUUCCCUCUCAGGUCGACGCCGAGGUGUUUCGCGCCCUACCGGAGGACAUGAAAGCCGAGGUCCUGGCAACAUACGGUCGAAAGCCAGCACAGCCGCCGCCACGGCAGUCUCCGCGAAAGAACCAGGCCGGGCCGUCAAAAAAGCAGACAACCCCGACAAAGCGAGGCGGAAUACGAGGAUUGGUCGGCAAGGCCCAGCGCCAAAGAGACGCGCGGGCGGGCGUGGUGCAAACAAACUUCAGGCCAGUUAAGCGUGGCGACGAGACGCCCGUGGACGAGGAAAUUGAUGACCUGGAUCCCGAAUUCCUGGCCGAACUACCCGAAGACGUGCGGAAGGAAGUUGUCGCCGACCACCGGCGCCGACGGCUUGCUCGUCGGUCGGGACUGGACGCCCCGGGUCGGAGGCCUCGCACUCCCGAGGCCGACGGUGCUCUCCCCGGAGGACAGAGGCGGAUUGAGUUCCCGGCACCACCGCCCCAGAUUCCGUUUGCCAGCUUCGGCGUCACGUCGACUCGAGAGGUCAAGGAUAUGCUCGGCACCUGGCACAGCGAGACUCAGCAGGAGGGUCCGCAUCGCGGGGACGUCGAGGUUUUUGAGAAGUAUCUGGCUCAGGUGGUGAUUGAUGAAGGGGACUUGGAGAAGGCGGCGGUGCUGGUCAGGUGGUUGAGCUUGUUGGUGGAACAAGACGGGGAGAGCAUGGCUGGGCGAGAGUCGUGGCGAAGGGCCAUGGGUCAGGUGAAGGAUGCUGUGCAAGAAGCUGUCAAGCACCGGGGGCUGGCGCCUUUGAAUAUUUAG
This is a messenger RNA of Hirsutella rhossiliensis, 3282 nucleotides long. RefSeq names its product impB/mucB/samB family domain-containing protein. Gene Ontology annotation, cellular component: nucleus. The record is from RefSeq and is a predicted model, not a curated record. Lineage: Eukaryota; Fungi; Ascomycota; Sordariomycetes; Hypocreales; Ophiocordycipitaceae. Gene Ontology annotation, biological process: error-prone translesion synthesis; error-free translesion synthesis. The coding region runs from base 1 to 3282 and encodes 1093 amino acids. The transcript is spliced from 4 exons. Gene Ontology annotation, molecular function: damaged DNA binding; deoxycytidyl transferase activity; DNA-directed DNA polymerase activity.